Messenger RNA from Trichoderma reesei QM6a, 3360 nucleotides. RefSeq lists its product as uncharacterized. NCBI's taxonomy places the organism in Eukaryota, Fungi, Ascomycota, Sordariomycetes, Hypocreales, Hypocreaceae. The transcript has 3 exons. The annotation marks the transcript as partial. The record is from RefSeq and is a predicted model, not a curated record. Gene Ontology annotation, molecular function: protein binding.
GAGGAUAAACAAUGCAUCCAAGACCUACGCAUCACUGAUCCUUUGGAUGACAAGAGACGCAUAGAACAGACCAAGGGUGGUCUUUCACGGGAGCUUUACUGCUGGAUCCUUGAGAAUCCGGAAUACCAACAGUGGAGGGACUCUGAUGAGAAUCGGCUCCUCUGGAUCAAAGGUGAUCCGGGCAAAGGGAAGACUAUGCUCCUCUGCGGCAUCAUUGACGAACUAAAUCAACAACCAAGCCGCUCGGGCCUUGUCUCCUAUUUCUUUUGCCAGGCUACUGACCAGAAUCUCAACAACGCUACUGCCGUUCUACGUGGACUCAUCUUUAUGCUUGUCAGGCAGCAACCAUCGCUUGUCUCUCAUGUUCGGAGAAGGUACGAUCAAGCGGGUGGAAAGCUGUUUGAGGGAGCAAACACCUGGUUCGCCCUCUCGGACAUUUUCACAACAAUGCUCCAGGAUCCCGCGCUGAAGGGCGCAUACUUGGUCGUCGACGCUCUUGAUGAGUGUGUGUCUGAUCAGCAGCAGCUACUGGACCUUAUCAUACUCGCCUCUGGCACAGAAGCUCGCGUGAAGUGGAUCAUGUCCAGCCGAAACGAGUUUCGCAUAGAGGAGCGCCUGAAGCAUGCUGAGCAAAAGGUCGAACUCAGCCUAGAGGUAGAGCUCAAUGCACAGUCGAUCGCCACCGCUGUCAAACUCUAUAUCGAAGACAAGUUGCAAAAACUAUCAGACGCGAAGGGCUAUAACGAAGUGACUCAAGAGCGAGUUCGAAACUACCUCCUUAAGAAUGCAAACAAUACGUUUCUCUGGGUAGCUUUGGUCUGUCAGAACCUUGAAAAGCACGCGCUAUUGGAAGCUUGUGAUAUGCUCGAGGCGUUUCCAAAGGGCCUAGAGUCCCUUUAUGGAAGGAUAACGCAGCAGGUUCUCAAGAAAGAUGGACGAUAUGCCAACCUCUGCAAACAGAUUCUCAUGGUCAUGAUGAGUGUUUAUCGCCCCAUCACAUUGCGAGAACUGGGUUCUAUGGCCGAAAUCAACCAAGAGUUUUCGGAUGAUGUAGGCUAUCUAACGGACGCUGUCGCACUCUGCGGAUCAUUCCUCACUAUCCGUGAGGAUACCAUCUACUUUGUCCAUCAGUCCGCUAAAGAUUAUCUCUCCAAGAACGAAGGCGCCAUCUUCGAAUCCCGCCUUAAGGACAUACAUCAAACCAUGGUUUCCCUUUCGCUACAGGCCAUGACCAAGAUUCUACGAAAGAACAUUUAUGCACUCCCAUGGACUGGACUCCUCUCUGACGACGGCAUUGACAUGCCAAGUCCUGAUCCCCUAUCUGCCAUUCGAUAUUCCUGUGUACACUGGGUUGACCACCUUUGUAAGGGGUCCACGGUAGAGGCCUAUCUCGAGGAUAAAGGGCCUGUCGAUGUAUUCCUCCGUGAACAUUUGCUUCAUUGGCUGGAGGCGUUGGGCCUUUUGCACCAAGUGUCGGCUGGUAUCCUCUCGAUCGUAGCGCUGAAGGACUUGGUUGCUGUAAGUCUACCCAUGUUUGACUUUCGAAAUUCCUCAGAUGCACAUCGGUUUGUCCUUUACAAUCGAAGGCCUAUCGAGAUCGCCCCGCUUCAAGUGUAUUCAUCUGCGCUCGUCUGCAGUCCUACGCAAAGCCUCGUGCGGAAAACUUUCCAUCGAGAGAUACCAUCGUGGAUUCAAAAUAGACCUGCGGUCGAGGAUAAUUGGAGCCCUUGUUUACAGACACUAGAAGGCCAUGCCAGUACCGUUGAAUCAGUGGCUUUCUCAACAGACCUCAUGCAGAUCGCCUCAGGAUCCGGUGACCGCACAAUCAAAGUCUGGGACAUCACCACAGGUGCAUGCAUCCAAACGCUCGAGGGACAUACCCAUACAGUGUGCGCCGUGGCUUUCACAGCAGACAGCCGACGAAUCGUGUCGGGGUCCGAUGACAAAACCAUUAAGAUAUGGGAUCUGGCAACCGGCGCGUGCCAUCGGACACUUCGCGGCCACACAGACGGAGUUCAGAAUAUAGCUUUAUUAGAAAACGAUCAGAUUGCUUCUACAUCACAAGACGCGACUAUUAAGAUCUGGGACAUGGAGACAGGCUCAUGCUUGCAGACACUUAAGGGUCAUACUGACUGGGUGACCUCGGUUGCACCGUUGGCUGGUGGCCUAGUCGCGUCAGGAGGACGAGAUCGCACAAUCAAGAUAUGGGAUGUAGCUACGGGCUAUUGUCAUGAGACGCUCGAGGGCCACACUGGCUCAGUGACUUCACUUGUCACGUUGGCAAAUGGCCAGCUCAUCUCAGGGUCAGGGGACAAAACAGUAAGGCUCUGGGAUAUCGCAACAAGGACGUGCAUUCGGGUAUUCGAAGGGCAUCAUUACAGCAUUGAGUCAAUCAUUUUCUCAUCAGACGGCCGGCAGGUUGCCACAGGGGCAACAGACGGCAAAAUCAAGAUAUGGGACGCAGAUACAGGCGCAUGCAUCCAGACGCUGGUGGGGCAUACCGACUAUGUGCUAUUUGUCAAAUUCUUGACUGAUGGCCGGCUUGUCUCAGGAUCGGAGGACAAGAGAGUCAAACUCUGGGAUGUGGAGACGGGCGCGUGUGUCCGGACGUUUGAGGGCCAUAGCGACUGGAUUUACUCAGUAGCCGCCUCAGCAGACGGUCGGCGAAUCGCCUCGGGAUCAUACGACAAGACAGUCAGGAUCUGGGACACGGCUACUGGUCAGUGUGCCCGUACACUUGAUGGACAUCGUGAUUGGGUGCGCGCGGUGGCCCUCUCUAGGGAUGGUCAGUUGGUGGCCUCGGGAUCCUUCGGUGGUCGCAUCAUGAUCUACAACGAAGCCUCGCACUCACAUCGCACACUUGGGGACCACGGCCGUGAUAUCGCCUCAGUGGCCAUCUCACCAGAUGGCCUAUACGCCCUGUCGGGAGCUGAUAAUAACACGAUCAAGGUCUGGCAUAUAGCUACGGGAAAGUGCGUCCACAAAUCUGAUGUUCAUGCCGAAUGGGGGGCUCAACUAUCGUUCGAUCCAACGAUGAAUUAUCGCAUCUGCAGCAACUUGGGUGGCUACAUUGAUCUGGAUCCGCCAUCCCUUGAGGCUAAAAGUGAGGAUGGAAGUGAACAGGUCCAGAGCUCAAGGCCGCCUACUCCCCCAUUAUCCUCUGUCAUGUUCCGUGGCUACGGUAUAGAAAGGCGAGACGGGCGAGAAGAGUGGAUCAGGAAGGACGGGAAGCCGCUGUUUUGGCUGCCGCCAGAAUAUCGAUCUUGGUACUCCGCUGUGUCGGGAUCUACUGUCGCAGUCGUUGUUGGCAGGACUCGUGUCGCCUUCUUCAAGUUUUCAGAGGCCGGGCCAGAAUCAUAG